UUUAACGACUAAAGAUACAGCUCUGUAUUACUGAAGGUUUUGACAAUGUGCGCAUUUACGAACACUUAAACACUCUAGCAGCGUUUUUUGUACCAAUAGAUACAAUUGGAGCUACCGGACUUUAAAUGUUAAUACGAUGAAUGUUGUUAUUUGUUGUGUUGCAGUGAAAUAAAUGACUAACACUUUGAGCAACAAUGUCAAUGAUGUAGUCGAAAUAAAAGAAACAUACAACUACUGCUAUAUCAGGCAUUGCAGAACAGAAAAAUACCAUUUGAUAUGAAAAGGCGUUGCUAUUGAAAAAAAUUACGAAUGGAAUUCUACAAAAAAAUAACAUGAAUAACACUUUCAAUAUAAGCGAUGAAAAGGUUAUAUUGGAACGCAUCAACGCGAAGACAGCUGACCAGAUGACGCCAGUGAUUGCUUAUCUUGUCAUUUUAAUGUGUGUAGGACUGAUCGGAAAUGUUCUAGUGGUCCUGUUCUACGGACGUAAUGCAAAGAACUCUACUCACUUUGUUUUCAUUUGCACCUUGGCCAUUUAUGAUCUGAUCUCUUGCGGAAUUUCAAUACCAUCUGAGAUAGCUACCCUUCGAUUGUUCUUCACAUAUGACAACAGUAUUGCAUGUAAAAUCUUUCGAUUUGUGAACCAUUUUGCAGCAAUUGGUAGCAUUGGAGUUUUGUUGGAAAUAUCCAUUGACAGAUACAGAAAGAUUUGUAGACCAUUCCGAAGGCAGUUAAAUCACAAUCAAACAAAAGUGGCAUGCGCUGGCUCUAUAGUUGGCGCCUUGUUCUUUUCAUGGCCCUCAUUGGUCUUUUGCAAAGCAGUACCGGUAGACGUGAGAAAUGAAAAUGGUCAGCAAGUUACCGGAUAUACCUGUACUACAACCAAAGAAGAAAAAUAUCGUAAUUACCUAUGGAUUUUUAACUCAACGCAUUUUGUUAUCUUCAUUUGUUUUACUAUCAUACUAUGUGUAAUGUACGCCUUAGUUUGGAGUGUCCUCCUAAAGCGGAAAACAUAUUCGGAAACUUCCGAAGUGUCGGCCAUUGGAGUGGAACCUUCUUAUAGUGGAGACUCAAUGGACCGGAGUACACAAAGUGCGAGAAUGGCAGUGGAAAUGGCUACGCAGCCAAGCCAUACCAAACCUCGUACAGUUAGGUUGACGAUGUUGAUGGUGGUGAUUACGGUGGUGUUUGUUGUCAGUUUUCUACCUUUUUUUCUGUUAGUCAUAUGGCGUGCAAAAAAUGGUACCUUUGAAUCUGAUUUUUUAUCCGACAGUGACCUAGUUGCUUUUCAAUUUGGAAUCAGAUCUUAUCUAUUUAGCUCUGCAAUUAACCCCUUUAUGUAUGGAUUCUUUAACUCCGAAUUCCGAGAAUAUGUGAGAAAAGUUGUUUGUGCUUGGAAGAGAUAAAGAGAUCGCAGCUUGUUUUUUACAUCAAGCACUAAAUCGGCAAUUUAUAUAUUUACUUUCAUUUUGACUGUGUAACAGUGCGUACAUAAUAUGAAUAAAAACAAUAACACGAAUUGUAAUCUGGUAUUAUAAUAAACAAACCAAUUAUUUAACCCACAUCCGGGUCAUUUGUACCAAGACCAUACGCCGAUUGAAGUGGACAAAAUUAUUCUGCAUUGGAACAGAAAAGUUCAUCACUAAAUUUAUUUUGUGUAAGUUGCAUGUGCCAUAACAAUGAGUCUUACAUGAACUGUUUACAUGUUCACUGUGUGUUUAAUUAUGUUCUAAAAAGUAAAACAAGUACCGUAAGAUAUAUGUACACUAAUGUUCCAAUGAAUAUAACAUGUGCUGUUAGAUAUGUGUAUAAUUAUGUUCUAAAGAUUAUAACAAAAACUGUUAGAUACUUUAACAAUUAUGUUCCAAAGAGUAUAACAUGUGUUGUUAGAUGUGUGUAUAAUUAUGUUCUAAAGGGUAUAACAUGUACUGUUUAAUAUGUAUAUAAUUAUGUUUCAAAGAGUAUAAAAUGUGCUGUUAGAUGUGUGUAUAAUUAUGUUCUAAAGUGUAUAACAUGUACUGUUUAAUAUGUAUAUAAUUAUGUUUCAAAGAGUAUAAAAUGUGCUGUUAGAUGUGUGUAUAAUUAUGUUCUAAAGUGUAUAACAUGUACUGUUUAAUAUGUAUAUAAUUAUGUUCCAAAGAGUAUAACAUGUGUUGUUAGAUGUGUGUAUAAUUAUGUUCUAAAGGGUAUAACAUGUACUGUUUAAUAUGUAUAUAAUUAUGUUCCAAAGAGUAUAAAAUGUGCUGUUAGAUGUGUGUAUAAUUAUGUUCUAAAGUGUAUAACAUGUACUGUUUAAUAUGUAUAUAAUUAUGUUCCAAAGAGUA
Molecule: messenger RNA, 2324 nt
Organism: Mya arenaria
Lineage: Eukaryota; Metazoa; Mollusca; Bivalvia; Myida; Myidae
Product: neuromedin-U receptor 2-like
Exons: 1
Coding region: 333-1406 (357 amino acids)
Biological process (GO): neuropeptide signaling pathway
Cellular component (GO): membrane
Molecular function (GO): G protein-coupled peptide receptor activity
Source: RefSeq, a predicted model, not a curated record